This is a messenger RNA of Brassica napus (rape), 1631 nucleotides long. Its product is annotated as F-box/LRR-repeat protein At5g63520-like. Gene Ontology annotation, biological process: positive regulation of proteasomal ubiquitin-dependent protein catabolic process; protein polyubiquitination. Lineage: Eukaryota; Viridiplantae; Streptophyta; Magnoliopsida; Brassicales; Brassicaceae. Gene Ontology annotation, molecular function: protein binding. The transcript has 10 exons. Bases 29 to 1546 code for a protein of 505 amino acids. The record is from RefSeq and is a predicted model, not a curated record.
CAUUAUCAUCUCACGGCGGAAGAAGAAGAUGGAGAAAUCGAAGAAGACAGAUAUGGCGUUCAUCGCCUCAAUGAACGACGACCUUCUCCAGAACAUUCUCCUACGAUUACCCGCGAAACCGUUUGCUUUCGCCUCCUGCGUUAACCGAUCGUGGAACAUCGUCUGCAAUCGCAUCCUCUCUCGCCCCAAAAUGGUUUCUGCUUUCUCCAGAAACCCUCAUCAAUUCGAAGCUGUAGAAGAAGCAAUUGAUAAGGCUUUGUCUGAGCCAAUUCGACCAGAUUUUGUAAUUGCAAACAUUACAUGUGGGAACAUGGAAGACACUUUGAGUCUGAUAACUAAAAGAGUGGGAACAAGGGUUCCUGUUAUUGUAUCCAUAGUUGCUGGAGUAUUGGGAAAAGAAGUGUGUAACGACAAGGCUGGAGAGGUCAAACAGAAUGAUCAGGGCAUGCACAUUUGUCCAAGUUUUGCUAUACUGUUGACCAUUGGCUACUUGCCAGGAAUCAAAGUCGACGUUAUUCCUGUAAUUCAAUCAAAAGAGGAAACUGAAGCGAUGAUUGGUGACAAAUUUGUGAUGGAUAUUAGGAACUUCGUGUCAGAGGUUUCAGAUCAUGCUGAACCAGCCUGUCUUAUGCUCUUCGGGGAGGAUACUCAUGCCACAGAACCUAUCAUUCGAAAAUUGGACUAUGCCAUGCCUGCAGAAACUAUUAUUGUGGGUGAUCAAAAGGGAGAGUUCUUACAGAAACGAGCUAAUGAAUUAAGUAAUGCUCAGUUGCAUAAAGAUGAGAGCAGAGUUCUCGCAGGUUUAAUCUUCGCAAGAGAUAGACGCAGACCCAUUGAAGCUGGACGAGUUCAGUUUCACACUGCUAUAUCAAGAGGAUUGUCACCGGUUGAUUUGAGGUACAAGGUGGCUAAUGCCAUUAGUACUCUCCCUAAAUGGCCUGCUACACUUAUGACAGCAAAAAGAAUUGGAGAAGCUGAGGUUCUUAAUGGAGAACAAAUUCUAGAUGACAUAGAAGCAAAUCUGUUAGGAAACCCGCUCUGGGAGGCUGAUCCAUACAUUGGAGUGAUAAAAAGAAGAAAAUACUCAGUUGGUUUGGAUCAGAAGCCAAAGAUCAUGGCCUCACUUGUGUUUCAUCAAGUUACUGGAGCCGAUGAGCAGUAUCUUACAGUCAAUGGCGCUGGAAUCAAAACGGGUGACCAUUUCCAAGUUUACCUCCCUGAUCUCGAAGUGGCUGAAGCAUCACUAACUGCUGUUUCUUCUCAGCUUAGAAACAUCAUGUCCAAACCAAACAAGCACGAAGUUGUUGGAGGGUUUGUUUUCGCCGGUAGUGGACGUGGCGACUCCUUCUUUGGCCGUCCAAACGCGGACACCUCACCGUUCCUGGAGAACUUCCCGGAGCUACGUUUUGGUGGUGUAUUCUGCGACGGUGAAAUCGGAAGAAGCUUGUCCGUGGAGGAGGGAGAGGAGAAGCAAGUAACUAUCAGUCAGAGAUGUCUUCACGUUGUUAGUUCUGUUUAUCUUAUUGUCUCUUAUGCAUGUUCUUAAUCCUAACACAUCUGUUUGUUUUUUGUUUUGAAGAAAAACUUUUAUUUCAAAUUAUAUUAGGUAAAAUUUUAAUACAAACUAUCAA